Molecule: messenger RNA, 1110 nt
Organism: Adineta steineri
Lineage: Eukaryota; Metazoa; Rotifera; Eurotatoria; Adinetida; Adinetidae
Source: the annotation of a GenBank genome assembly
AUGGAGUGUACAGGUAGUAAAAAACGUAAACAACUUUUAGAAAUUACAGAUAUGUCAAAUACCGAUGGAAAAUCAUCUGUUUGUCAUAAAGAUUUGAUCUGUACGGUUUGCGGAGCAGCAGCAACAGGCUUCAAUUUUGCUGUGAUAACAUGCAUGUGCUGUAAAGCGUUUUUUCGUCGCAAUGCUUUGUUUGGUUUACAAUCACUUCAAUGUCGAUAUUUAUCAGAAAAUUGUGCUAUUAAUAUAAAAACACGUCGUGAUUGUUCAUAUUGUCGUUUAAAAAAAUGUUUUGAAGUUGGCAUGAAAAAAGAUUUAAUAUUAACUGAUGAUUUAAAACGUAUAAAACGUGAAAAAAUUCUCGCCAAUCGUCAAAUGACAUUAGGCAUAAUACGUCCAAUUAAUUUAUUCAAUUUGAAAAUAAAUACUCAAUUAAAAGAAAUCGAUUCAAGUUAUUUAACAAACAUUUAUAAUGCUUAUGAAGAAUAUUGUCGUUUACCACUAUUAUCAUUUGAAAGAAGUGAAGUAGAAGCACUCGGUCAACAACCAAUUAAAUCAAGAAUUAAAAUGCAAAAUUAUAUUCAAUAUUAUACUAAACAUGAAACAUUAUUAAUUAACUUUUUUGAACGUAUACCAGAACUUAAACAAUUACCACCUAAUCAACAAACUGCAUUAUGCAAACAUAAUAUGAGAUUUUUAGUACGAAUUAGUUUAAUGGAGACAAUAAGCAAUGAUACACCAUUAUGGCCUGCAAUUAAUCUUCUACUUCAAACAAUCUAUGGAGAUUUACUUAAAGAAUCAGAAGAUUUAUUACAUACAUUUAAAGAUCAGAUGAAUGAUUCCACUAGUAUUCGAUUAUUAUUAAUAAUUUUACUUUUUUCGACCUAUUGCACAUAUGAUGAAUAUAUAGAUACAAUGCGUGUAUAUAAAGUUCAAGAGAAAUACACGGAAUUAUUAUGGUUAUAUUUAACAGAACGACAUGGACAAUUUAUAGCAAGUCAAAAAUUCUCAAUAAUUGUACGGCAUUGUCUACAUUUACAAACAAUUGGCCAUUUUGCUGAAUUAAAACGACUGAAAAUGCAGGAAUCGAAUCUUUUGCUUGAGUUAGAAUGA